Molecule: messenger RNA, 3348 nt
Organism: Tupaia belangeri chinensis (Chinese tree shrew)
Lineage: Eukaryota; Metazoa; Chordata; Mammalia; Scandentia; Tupaiidae
Gene: SLC6A7
Product: solute carrier family 6 member 7
Exons: 15
Coding region: 68-1978 (636 amino acids)
Biological process (GO): sodium ion transmembrane transport; nitrogen compound transport; amino acid import across plasma membrane
Cellular component (GO): plasma membrane
Molecular function (GO): amino acid:sodium symporter activity
Source: RefSeq, a predicted model, not a curated record
CCCGCGCUCACUCGCUCUUUGCUCCGAGGAAGCCAAGCUGGUAAACCCGGGCAGUCAACCCUCCAAGAUGAAAAAGCUCCAGGGAGCUCACCUCCGCAAGCCCAUCACCCCAGACCUACUGAUGACUCCCAGUGACCAGGGCGAUGUGGAGCUGGACGUGGACUUCGCUGCAGACCGGGGGAACUGGACAGGCAAACUGGACUUCCUGCUGUCCUGCAUCGGCUACUGUGUGGGCCUGGGGAAUGUCUGGCGUUUUCCCUACCGAGCCUACACCAAUGGAGGAGGCGCCUUCCUCGUGCCCUACUUCCUCAUGCUGGCCAUCUGUGGCAUCCCCCUCUUCUUCCUCGAGCUGUCCCUGGGCCAGUUCUCCAGCCUGGGACCGCUAGCUGUCUGGAAGAUCAGCCCUCUCUUCAAAGGGGCCGGCGCGGCCAUGCUGCUCAUCGUAGGCCUGGUGGCCAUCUACUACAACAUGAUCAUCGCCUACGUCCUCUUCUACCUCUUCGCCUCCCUCACCAGCAACCUGCCCUGGGAGCACUGCGGCAACUGGUGGAACACGGACCUCUGUCUUGAGCACAGAGGCUCCAAGGACGGCAACGGGGCCCUGGCCCUCAACCUCACCAGCACCGUCAGCCCCAGCGAGGAGUACUGGAGCCGCUACGUGCUUCACAUCCAAGGCAGCCAGGGCAUCGGCAGCCCCGGGGCUGUCCGCUGGAACCUCUGCCUCUGCCUGCUGCUGGCCUGGGUCAUCGUGUUCCUCUGUAUCCUCAAGGGCGUGAAGUCAUCGGGCAAGGUGGUGUAUUUCACGGCCACAUUCCCCUACCUCAUCCUGCUCAUGCUGCUGGUCCGUGGAGUCACCCUCCCAGGGGCCUGGAAGGGCAUCCAGUUCUAUCUCACCCCCCAGUUCCACCACCUGCUGUCUUCCAAGGUGUGGAUUGAAGCUGCUCUGCAGAUCUUCUACUCCCUGGGGGUGGGCUUCGGGGGGCUCCUCACCUUUGCCUCUUACAACACAUUUCACCAGAACAUCUACAGAGACACCUUCAUUGUCACGCUGGGCAACGCCAUCACCAGCAUCCUGGCUGGCUUCGCCAUCUUCUCCGUGCUGGGCUACAUGUCUCAGGAGCUGGGCGUGCCUGUGGACCAAGUAGCCAAAGCAGGCCCUGGCCUGGCCUUUGUGGUCUACCCACAGGCCAUGACCAUGCUGCCUCUGUCACCCUUUUGGUCCUUCCUCUUCUUCUUCAUGCUCCUGACGCUCGGCCUGGACAGCCAGUUUGCCUUUCUGGAGACCAUCGUGACAGCCGUGACAGAUGAGUUCCCGUACUACCUGCGGCCCAAGAAGGCGGUGUUCUCAGGGCUCAUCUGCGUGGCCAUGUACCUGAUGGGGCUGAUCCUCACCACAGAUGGGGGCAUGUACUGGCUGGUCCUUCUGGACGACUACAGCGCGAGCUUCGGGCUAAUGGUGGUGGUGAUCACCACGUGCCUCGCCGUCACCCGGGUGUAUGGCAUCCAGAGGUUCUGCCGCGACAUCCACAUGAUGCUGGGCUUCAAGCCGGGCCUCUACUUCAGGGCCUGCUGGCUGUUCCUGUCCCCAGCCACGCUCCUGGCCCUCCUGGUGUACAGCAUCGUCAAGUACCAGCCCUCAGAGUACGGCAGCUACCGCUUCCCUGCCUGGGCUGAGCUGCUAGGCAUCCUGAUGGGCCUGCUGUCCUGCCUCCUGAUCCCAGCCGGCAUGCUGGUGGCUGUACUCCGAGAGGAGGGCUCGCUCUGGGAGCGGCUCCAGCAGGCCAGCCGGCCAGCCAUGGACUGGGGCCCGUCGCUGGAGGAGAACCGGACAGGCAUGUAUGUGGCCACGCUGGCCGGGAGCCAGUCACCCAAACCACUGAUGGUGCACAUGCGCAAGUACGGAGGCAUCACCAGCUUCGAGAACACGGCCAUCGAGGUGGACCGCGAGAUAGCCGAGGAGGAGGAGUCGAUGAUGUGAGGCAGGUGGACUGGAGGCCCUGCCUGAGGCCUCACAGCCUCUCCUUGGGGGUCUGCAAGAGGCAGUGUGUCCUCUGGGGUUCUGAGAGGCUGUGGGAGGUUGCCAUGGUGACACUGAUCCCCCAAAGCAGCUCCUUCCUGUGGCCUCUGCCUUCUGAAACCUGUUGACCCCCCUACACACACACACACACACACACACACACACACACACUCACACUCACACUCAAAGCUGAGAUCCCACUCAGGCCAGGGAGGGAGGCACUUGCCCAAGGUCAUGUGGCAGAGAGGACUUUACCCCAGGUCACCUGACCAGCCAGUUUCCUUCCCCAUGGGGCAGCUGGUACCACCUCUGUCCAGGCCAGGAUGCCUCCCUUAUCUUGGGGAGCCCUUCCCCACAGUCUUCACUGCAACCAGGGACUUGAACUGUGGCAGGGAGACUCCAGGCAGGUAGAGGCCCCGAAAGUCAGUGAAUGAAGUGGGGAAAGACCCAUGUGGGCUCGGGUGUGCAGGCCAGCUUCCCGAGGGAGUGGCGGAUGAGCAUGGGGAGGGUUUGCAGAGAAAGGAGGAGGAACCCGGGUGGGGAGGGCCUUCCAGGUCCAGCCUUCACCCGGCAGGCCAGGCAGAGGCUCGCCUGGGGCAGACACUGCAAGUGGCUGGGUUCCUAGAGGGUCCCAGUCAGUGAAAUUACAGGGGUGGGGGAGCCAGGGCUGAAGGGGGGCAGGGGAUUUGCAUGAGAGUCCUAUCCUGAGUCUGUGCAGGAUGGGUUAGAGGGGAACAGUGUGGAGAUGAGCAGCCGGUGGAGGACAGGCAAGAGGUGCCUGUGGCUAGAGCUGGGCUUGAGCUGGGUGCUGGGGAAAGAGAGGAGGAUCAGCACUUUGGAGCAGGCCACACCUUCCCCCUGGAACUGUGGAGUUCUAAGCCUGUGCCCUGCUAACAGGGCCCCGAGCCGCACAGGCUGCAGAGGUGGGAGCAAGGGGUCCGAAUCAGAACCCAGGCCCCUCUGGACCUUUCACCCUUGCCCUGGCGGUCCUCACUGUCUCCUCCAGCUCUGGUGCUGCUGGGAAGUUGGCCUUGGUCCGGGAUGACAAGGGCACCUGAGAAAUGGAAGAUAGUCGCAUGCAUGGCCGUCUGGUCCCGACGCUGCUCCAGGCGUGGGUCCCAGGAGCGGCAUCGGAGUGGAGGCAGAACCCAGGCUGUGGCACCCCACACCCAUGAGAUAGGGGUGCAGAAAUGCCGGAACAGGCCCCUCACACGUGGCAUACUCCGGGGCGGUGGGGCACCCUGUGCAGCUGUGGCCCACUCCUGUGCCUGUCUCUUGUGGCGUCUCCCUGCCAGCCUGCGUUUUGUAGGUUUAUUGUUAAUAAACACCGA